CUCUCUCUCUCUCUCUCUCUCUCUCUCUGUGGCUUGGGGCAGAGGUCUCUCUCUGCCUUAGCCGCAUUAAUUUUCACAAUGGCGUUUCAGGAUUUUGAAUACAUAUCGGAACGACGAAGAGCUGAGAAGCAACGCAAGCUCAAGAAGAGGAUUGCCAUGGGCACAGUUUCGGCCUUUGCUCUUGUUGCUCUAAUCGCGGUGGCAAUAUUUGUGGGAGUUAGUAAAUCCAGCGAUACGGACACCAAAUCAGCUCAACCUCAUCAACAAGCUACAAAUGAGGAUUCACACAGACACAGUAAUAAGGUGAUAAAAAUGAUUUGUAACUCUACGGAUUACAAGGAAAUGUGCGAGAACACCCUCAGCAAGGCAGUGCAAGCGAAGCCUGAAUUGGGUAAUACCAGAGACCUUCUCAAGACUGCUAUUUCAGCAACUGCAGAUGAGGUUAACAUGGCCAUGAACAAAAGCAUGGGGUUCAGAUUUAACACCCCAGCAGAGAAAGCAGCAUUCGAAGAUUGUCAGGUACUGAUGCAGGACGCCAAGGACGAAUUAGGCUUCUCAGUUUUCCUAGUUGGCAACAGUGACGUAGGAAAGUUGCCCUCUGAAACCCCUGACCUGAACAAUUGGCUGAGUGCGGUCAUGUCUUACCAACAAACAUGCAUUGAUGGUUUUCCCCAAGGAAAAUUGAAGGAUGGCAUGGAAAAUGCUCUCAAGGCUGUCAAGGAACUCACCAGCAAUUCCCUUGCCAUUGUAUCCGAGGUGGCAUGGUUCCUGUCCACAUUCCAGGAAACAGCUGGACCAAGCCGUCGCCUUCUGGAAAAGGAAUCUAACUCUCCUAAUUCCCUGGACAAGGACGGAUAUCCCACCUGGAUGGCCCGUGAGGACCGGAGGAUGUUGAAGGCCAAUGAUGAAAAGCCCACGCCCAACGUGAUUGUGGCAAAAGACGGCAGCGGAGACUACAAAACCAUUUCUGGGGCUUUCGCAUCCGUGCCUGAAAAAUACCAAGGACGAUAUGUCAUCUACGUUAAGGAAGGAAUAUAUGAGGAGACCGUGACUGUGACAAAUAAGAUGGUGAAUGUCACUUUGUACGGUGAUGGAUCACAGAAGAGCAUCAUCACUGGUAGCAAAAAUUUUGUAGAUGGAGUUAGGACUUUCGAAACUGCAACUUUUGUGGCUUUAGGAGAAGGCUUUUUGGCGAAAGGCAUGGGAUUCAGAAAUACAGCUGGUCCAGAAAAGGGCCAGGCAGUGGCUGCUAGAGUCCAAGCGGAUGGUGCAGUUUUCGUCAAUUGCCGCUUUGAGGGGUACCAAGACACUUUGUAUGCACAAACCCAUCGUCAAUUCUAUCGAAGCUGUGUGGUUGCUGGCACCAUUGACUUCAUCUUUGGUGACGCAGCUGCUGUGUUCCAAAACUGCUUGAUUGUGGUGAGGAAACCUUUGGAAAACCAGAAAAACGUGGUUACAGCCCAGGGAAGGGUCGACAAACGUGAAACCACGGGAAUAGUGUUGCAUAACUGUCGCAUUUUGCCGGACGAGAAACUUGUACCUUUGAAGUCCAAAAUCAAGAGUUACCUUGGGAGGCCAUGCAAGGAAUACUCGAGAACCGUUGUCAUGGAAUCAACAAUUGAUGACGUUAUUCACCCCGACGGAUGGCUACCAUGGGAAGGAAACUUCGCACUCAACACUCUAUAUUACGCAGAGUUUAACAACAAUGGACCAGGUGCCACGGUCGUCUCCAGGGUCAAUUGGCCUGGCCGCAAGGUCAUUGAUAAGCAAGAAGCCCUCAACUAUACAGUAGGGCCUUUCUUACAUGCAGAGGAUUGGAUCAACGCCACAGACGUUCAAGUUCACUUUGGUUUAUAUACUAGUUAAGCCCGGCUACCCUUCCAUGAUCAAUUUCUCUUACUUUAUAGCUAGCAAGCAUCACGAGUAUCUCAGGCAUGAGGCAGAGCUAGCUCUGGGGGAAGCUCCACGGCCACGGCUGUCGUAUUCAUUUAUAUUAUGUAAACCAAGGGGCCGGAGGAAAUAUUUGCACGCACAUACUUGUAUAACAUGAACAAAGCAAAUGCAUUACAUGCACAACACAACAAAUUUCCUAGUUUCUUAAACCUGUACGUCUCUCACUUCUUAUGCAUAUGUAGGAACUACUCACGAUCCAACCCGGCCUAACCCAGGAGGGAAAGAAAUUGUAGUUUUUUUUUUUUUUAAUCGAAAAUGUGGUGAAGAACAUUACUUA
This is a messenger RNA of Corylus avellana, 2230 nucleotides long. RefSeq names its product putative pectinesterase/pectinesterase inhibitor 45. Gene Ontology annotation, molecular function: pectinesterase activity; enzyme inhibitor activity. The record is from RefSeq and is a predicted model, not a curated record. NCBI's taxonomy places the organism in Eukaryota, Viridiplantae, Streptophyta, Magnoliopsida, Fagales, Betulaceae. Gene Ontology annotation, biological process: cell wall modification.